Molecule: messenger RNA, 714 nt
Organism: Drosophila nasuta
Lineage: Eukaryota; Metazoa; Arthropoda; Insecta; Diptera; Drosophilidae
Product: phospholipase A2 large subunit-like
Exons: 2
Coding region: 21-470 (149 amino acids)
Biological process (GO): arachidonate secretion; phospholipid metabolic process
Molecular function (GO): A2-type glycerophospholipase activity
Source: RefSeq, a predicted model, not a curated record
CUUUCACUUUCGUAAAGAAUAUGCGUAUUCUACAAUGUGCGGCUGCUUUGGCGGCUUUAAUUAUUUGUGUCCAUGCUAGGGCCACAACAUUUGCUGGCACAAAAUGGUGUGGUAACGAGAAAAUAGCAAGGAGCUUCAAUGAUCUGGGACCUCGCGUAGAAAUUGAGAAGUGCUGCCGAACUCAUCACAACUGCGAGCAAAAGAUUUUGACAAAGGAGCAAGGCUAUGGACUUAGUAACAAUGAGCCAUGUACUAUCUUCUCUUGUAGCUGUGAGGCUGCCUUUUUCAAGUGUCUUCAUGAGGUCAACAAUCCACAGUCAUCUGCUUUAGGUUUUCUAUACUUUCGGUUUACUAAUAUUUGCAUUGGGCCAGAGAAACCCACUGCAUCCUGCGACGGACAGCAGUGCCCAACUCAAUUGGACAAUUCACAAUCGGUACGCUGGCAAUUUUACGAUCUGCCAGACUACUAGUUCAUUGAAACGAGUUGAAGCUGCAGCCAAUUCCAUGAAUCAAUCUUUAAUAGAAGCAAAUCCAAUGUGAAGCAAAUAUUAAAGUACCAAAUAAACUCAUCAAAUUUAGCAAUCAAGUCUUAUCAGCAUUCAAACAGCGUCGUCGCUAAACCGAUUAGAAUUCCUAAAAACAAAUUGUGCAUCCGAAGUGGAACCCGAUACGUUGUCAUCUCAGCGAGUAGGAUCUGCAGCAGACUGCGGCAAA